Messenger RNA from Aureococcus anophagefferens, 828 nucleotides. RefSeq lists its product as hypothetical. Gene Ontology annotation, molecular function: biotin--[biotin carboxyl-carrier protein] ligase activity. Gene Ontology annotation, biological process: protein modification process. Gene Ontology annotation, cellular component: cytoplasm. NCBI's taxonomy places the organism in Eukaryota, Pelagophyceae, Pelagomonadales, Pelagomonadaceae. The coding region runs from base 1 to 828 and encodes 275 amino acids. The record is from RefSeq and is a predicted model, not a curated record. The transcript has a single exon.
AUGCUGCUGGGCCGCGUGCUGCUGCUGACGGCCGCGCACAGCGGGCGGCGGCGCAUGGCGGCCCAGGCCCAGAGCUGCGACGCCUUCGAGUGGCACUGGCUGCGCGAGACGAAGAGCACGCAGGACGCCGCCAAGCAGAUCCUGAAGCAGCGCGUCGUCGGGAACAGCAACGGCCACGACGGGAAGCACGUCGCCGUCGCGACGGCGCACCAGACGGCCGGCCGCGGCACGCGCGGCCGGACGUGGAACGACGACGGCCGCGGCAACGUCGCGCUCACCGUCGCGCUCGACAUGCGCCACCUGCCCCUGAAACCCGUGACGCUCGUGCCCCUGCGCGUCGGCGUCGAGGUCGCCCGCGUGCUGGCGGACCACCUCGAGGACGCCCCGGGCUGCGCCGUGUCGCUCAAGUGGCCGAACGACGUGCUGCUCAACGGGAAGAAGGUCUGCGGCGUGCUCAUCGAGGCCGACGGCGACGCCCUGCUCGUCGGCGUCGGCAUCAACGUCGCGACGCACCCGGACGUGCCCCAGGCGGGCCCCGAGCGCGGCCGCGAGGCCACGUCGCUCGCGGCGUGCGGCGCGACGUCCGCUGACGCCGAGGCCAUCGCCAAGGACCUCGCGGCGCACCUGUCGACGUGGGCCGACGGCGUCGACGACGCGCCGACGCUCGUGGCCCACUGGUCCCACUUCGUCGACUGGAGCCUGCCCCUCACGCUCCGCGACACGUCCGAGGUCGUCUCGCCCGUGCGGCUGCUCCCGGACGGCCGCCUCAGGGUCCGGCCGGCCGCCGGCGGGCCCGAGCGCGACCUCGUCGCCGAGUACCUGCUCUGA